ACGCAGACAACGUCUGGAGCUGAUGCGAGAGAUGUAUCAUAACGAAGCGGAAUUGUCCCCCACGUCUCCGGACAGUAAUGUGGAAACCAUGACCGGCGGGGAUCCGUUUUAUGAUCGCUUCCCGUGGUUUCGCCUAAUUGGACGAGCGUUUGUGUUCCUCACGAACCUGUUGUACCCGGCAUCCCUGGUGCACAAGGUGCCGAUCGUGAGUGAGAAGGGGGAUGUGCGGGGAUAUCUGCGGAUCGCUGUGCAAGCUUCGCUGGGGGAUGAUACGCCUGGUCCGGAGGAAGGCUGUCACGUGAAGCAGUCAGCGAGAAUACAUUUCACGGAUGAAAUGGCUGCCGGGAAAGCGAGGUUGCCAAGUUCGCGGCAACACAGCUUGUGUGAUUCUAUGGACGAAUCGAGCAGAGUGGUUGAAGGACAUACAGAAACCAUCUCCGGUCUUCCUCAAGCUGAUCGACCGCAAAGAUCUGAGUCGAAGGACGACGAAAAGCUUCCAGCGCAUUUAGUGAUCGGACAAGAAUUUACAUUCCGUGUGACAGUUCUGCAAGCUGUUGGAAUUCCGUCUGAGUACUCUGAUAUUUUUUGUCAGUUCAAUUUUCUCAAUCGUCACGACGAAGCGUUCUCAACGGAGCCGAUAAAGAAUCCGGGAAAAGCGAAUGCCUUGGGAUUUUAUCACGUCCAGAACAUUACUGUUACAGUUUGCCAGGCAUUCAUAAACUACAUCAGAGAUGAACCGAUUGUGUUCGAAGUUUUUGGGCAUUAUCAACAACACCCGUUGCAUUGGGAUGCGAAAUUGGAUCCCCACAUCACCAAUAGCCGUCCGCCGCCAAAGAGACUCUUGCCGCCCUCUUUGCCCAUCUCGAUGCCUUUGAAGAGCCCCAAGUAUGGCAUUUUACCUUUGAAUUCUCCCAUCUCCACGGCCCACAUUCAGGCGAAGUACGACGUUCUCGUCUGGUUCGAGGUCUGCGAACUGGCGUCGAACGGAGAGUAUGUGCCUGUGAUCGUCGAGCACAGUGAUGAUCUUCCUUGCCGAGGAUUGUACCUACUUCAUCAGGGUAUACAAAGAAGGAUGCGAAUCACGCUUGUGCACCAUCGAAUGGCUUCCAUUCAUCUGAGCUGGAAGGAUGUUCGGGAGCUCGUUGUCGGUCGCAUUCGGCCAGUGCCGGAAUGCAAUUUGGACGACGAUGAUGACGACGCGUCAGUGCUGUCACUGGGCCUUUUCCCAGGCGAAUAUUUAGAAAUCCCUGGCGAAGAUCGGAUUUUAUACCGAUUUGAAGCUGCUUGGGACACCUCACUGCAUAAUUCAGUUUUGCUCAACCGGGUCACCCCGUCCGGAGAGCACGUUUACAUUACUUUGUCGGCCUACUUGGAGGUGGAUAAUUGCUGUCAACCGGCAAUAGUGACCAAAGAUCUUUCGGUGGUGAUAUGCUCACGUGAUGCCCGCACACCUCGGUCCCUGCGGCAGUUGUUUUCUGGGUCUUACAAGAACGCGGAGGCGAAUCGGCUGACGGGCGUGUAUGAAGCCGUUCUUCGGCGAAAUUCCGAGUCAGGUAGUCCAGGAGCGCAUCGACGUCAGAGGCGAGUGUUGGAUACGAGUGGAACGUAUGUCAGAGGUGAAGAAAAUCUGGUUGGAUGGCGUCCGAGAGGCGAUUCAUUGUUAUGGGAGCAUCAAUGGGCACUCGAAAGAAUGAUGCGGCUUGAAGCCGUUACGAGAACGACGCAUCUGCUGCUUCUGCGCGAGAAACUUGGCCUAGAUGAAAAUCCUUUCUGCUUCUCUCCUAGUUCACAAAGCGAGAAUGCGAAAAGAACGAGAGCCAGGGUAUCAGCCGCAGUCCGAGGAAACUCUAGAGGUAAUGGAACUCCGUCGAGUGAAUUAGUAGGAAACGUGACUUCCCCGCAGGCAACUAUGGCGGUUGAUCCGUACCAGCCAUGGGACAUGAGUGAAAGGGAACGCACUUUGGCUAUCAAAUAUUUGAAGCUCAUCCAAGGUUGUCAAUACUCCAAGUACGAACAGAAGCCCGCAAUUGCCGUCACGCCCUCCGACGACGAUGGAUUUUACCAAUCAUCAUCUAACUCGGCGCUUGAUUUGCAGCGUAGUCCCGAGAGACCGGAUUCCUUGCCGAUUCGCGGAGCAUUCACGACGAUGGGACUUACGUCUCCAAGCAGCUCUCGGCGCCUUCUUUGCGAAGGCGGCGUGGGUGGAGGUGGGAUUUCCCCGAGUUAUGCUUGUCCAAGUCACUUCGGACAGAACGCCAUGCCGUCUUCGUCAUCCCGGAACGGCAGCAGCUGUUACGACGAAGACGAAGAUAUUUUGUACCCUCUAGCGUUGUAUGUUUGCGAGCUCGAAGAGAUUCGUCUCAGUCCUAUUAUUUCGAAGAAGGGCUUCGUGAAUAUCAUGGAGGAGCGCAAAGGCGGAUGGAUGCGUCGUUAUUUGGUGGUGAGACGACCGUAUGUGUUCAUCUACAAGGAUGAAAAGGAUCGUGUCGAGCGUGGGAUGAUAAAUCUGGCGACAGCGCAAGUUGAUUGUUCAGAAGAUGGGCUUGCAUUAGGAAAGAUUCCGAAUUCCUUCAGUGUGGUGACAGAAAUUCGUGGUUACCUGAUUGGUUGUUCGAACGAAAGGGAAUUCAACGAUUGGCUGUAUGCGAUCAACCCACUUCUGGCGGGGCAGAUCAGUUUUCACGAGGAAGAAAACAUGGCGCUUGUAAAAUUGCCGAUGGAUGAAGAAAUAGUCUCAUUGGAAAAAGAGUAUGAAUGGUUCAUUCGAGUUGAAAUCCGGCAAGUGGUCGCCCAACUCAAAGAAUUACUGCAGGAUUGUCUGUCAAGAAUUCCUUCCCAUGGCUCGAAUCCAGCUGGUUCAGAUGAUUCUGCAAAGACGGAGAAAUACGUACUGGCGUCGACAACUGCCGGUUCAGAUUCGCUCAAGUGCAUUGUAUCUCUCAGUGGGGACAGUGUUGUUCAUGCUGACUUGACUCUGAAAAUCGGCAAGCAUCAUUCGAGCCCAACAAUCCACACCCAGGUGACAGCGGAUUCCCCAUGGAAAUUGCAACAAAUGCAGGAUGCCAGUAAUCACAUCAAAACCGUGAUAAAGCAUCUCGACGACAUGGAUUUGGAUCAGAUGUUGUGGUCUGGAGAAGAAGUCAACAGUGUAUUCACGGUUAUCUUGGGGAUUUUGAAGUCCGGGAGAACUGCUUUGGUUGUACCGAAAAAGAGAACGAUUCAAGAGUUGCUGGACUCCAAGAAUGUGAAAUCGUUGGUGCCGCCUUUGCCGGCGGACGUGGCGGUCCAAGCAUUCACUCAAGAUAUUGAUUUCAACCUUAGACUCAGGAGAGGUUCGUUGAUUUGUUGUGGUCCUUGGGCCAGUGGCCUUUUUAUACUCCGCGUGGAGCCCCAACCAUAUGAAACACCUCCCAUGCAGCAGCAUGUCCUGCUGGAUGGGGUCUCCAUCCAGCUUCUCUUUGAAUGGUGUGACAACCAAAUGGUUCACAUGAGCUGUGAUCUUAGUCACGAUGUUGAAGGCUGCAAGGCUGCUGCUUGUGAUGCUAUGUCGUUUGGCGAGAGGCCGGUCACGGAGUCACACUUCUAUUGGGCUGCGCUGAUGAUGGCGUGGAUGCGUUUCGCCACCGCAGUCAAAAUGCCGAUCCAGCGCGUUAAAGCUCGCAUGAUCUUCGACUCUCGUGGUAAUCCGACUGUUGAGGUUGACCUUGUUACUGAAAAGGGGCUUUUCCGUGCGGCCGUUCCUUCUGGUGCUUCCACUGGUAUCUAUGAAGCUCUGGAAAUGAGGGAUGAGGUCAAGAGCGACUACCACGGGAAAGGUGUAUUCAACGCCAUCAAGAACGUGAACGAAGUCAUCGCUCCUGCUCUGGUUGCAAGGAACAUGGACCCUACGGAUCAGGAGAAAAUCGAUCAGUUUAUGUUGGAUUUGGAUGGAACUGAGAACAAGGCCAAGCUUGGAGCAAAUGCAAUCCUUGGGGUGUCUCUGGCUGCGUGCAAGGCUGGUGCUGUGCACAAGGGACUGCCUCUGUACAAAUACAUCGCUGAACUGGCUGGAAACAAGGACAUCAUUCUCCCUGUUCCGGCUUUCAAUGUGAUCAACGGUGGAUCACACGCCGGCAACAAACUGGCCAUGCAGGAAUUCAUGAUUCUGCCCACCGGUGCGAGCAGCUUUUCUGAAGCCAUGAAGAUGGGUACGGAAGUGUACCACCAUCUAAAGAAGGUCAUCAAGGACAGGUUCGGUCUGGAUGCCACCGCUGUUGGUGAUGAGGGCGGCUUUGCUCCCAACAUCCUCAACAAUAAGGAUGCACUGGAAUUGAUCUCCGAAGCUAUCCGCAAAGCUGGAUAUGAAGGAAAGAUUGAGAUUGGCAUGGAUGUUGCUGCGUCGGAAUUCCAUAAGAACGGGAAGUACGAUUUGGAUUUCAAGAAUCCCGCUAGUGAUCCGAAUGCAUUCUUGGCGCCGGACAAGUUGGCGGCUCUCUACCAAGAAUUCAUCAAGGAAUUUCCGAUCGUCUCCAUUGAAGAUCCCUUUGACCAAGACCAUUGGGAUGCCUGGACUGCUUUCACUGCCUCAACCAAGAUCCAGACCUUUAAGCCCAGGAAGAAGUUUGAGCCUGGGACUUGGAAAUAUUCUCUCCAUAAACAAGCAGAGGCUUCCCUUCAUUCGGGGAUCAACUUGAGAAAUGCUGUGAAACUUCCUCCCGGUGAAGAUUUUAACGAUUGGUUGGCUGUGCAUGUUGUGGACUUCUUCAAUCGAAUUAACCUGAUAUAUGGAACGAUAUGUGACAGCUGCACGGAGUUGUCGUGUCCAAAAAUGUCGGGUGGAGCAAAAUUUGAGUACCUGUGGUGUGAUGGCCAAAAAUAUAAGAAACCCACUCCGCUUCCAGCGCCGCAAUAUAUUUCAUCUCUUGUGGAUUGGGCAGAAGCUCAAAUCAACGAUGAGGCGUUGUUUCCCGUCAAAGUUGACGUACCGUUUCCCAAAACGUUCCAGUCGCUCUGCAAAAAAAUAUUGACGCGGCUCUUCCGUAUUUUUGUGCACGUCUAUAUUCACCACUUCGACAGGAUAUAUGCAAUUGGCGCGGAAGCUCAUGUGAACACAUGCUACAAGCACUUUUACUACUUUGUGAUGGAGUUUGAAUUGCUUAGUCAGAAGGAGCUGGAACCUCUGAAGGAGUUGACUGCGAAAAUUUGCAGGGAUACCUACGACCCAGCCUUAGGACCUACGGGUCCUGUGCAAAUGAAUGCACAUCCCUGAAAUGAUCAAUUUUGCGCGCAUUUUUCGUUAAUGCACGUUGCAAUCACCGAAUUCUACCUAGAUGCAAAUUUGAUGGCUUUUGAGUUUUGCUUAUGUGCUUAUUACAUUUUUUUUACAGAGGAAAUUUAAUAGGGAUCUUUGCGCUUCUUUCGAAUCUUACUUCUCGGAAGUCCUGUGUUGUCGAUGAUGGUUUUUUUUUCUCGUUCAAGUGUCACUGAUGAUCAAAUCCAAAACGUAACUGAAUGAAGAAUUGAUUUCUGCGAGAAAAGAAAAUUAUUUUCUUUGCCACCAUCGAGCACGGAUACCCGAACCGAGCAAUAUGAGUCUUCGAGUGAAGACGUGUU
This is a messenger RNA of Notodromas monacha, 5592 nucleotides long. Lineage: Eukaryota; Metazoa; Arthropoda; Ostracoda; Podocopida; Cyprididae. The record is from the annotation of a GenBank genome assembly.